Pyrenophora tritici-repentis Pt-1C-BFP is the source of this 596-nucleotide messenger RNA. Its product is annotated as Mucin domain containing protein. The record is from RefSeq and is a predicted model, not a curated record. NCBI's taxonomy places the organism in Eukaryota, Fungi, Ascomycota, Dothideomycetes, Pleosporales, Pleosporaceae.
AUCUUCAUCAUCUGGCUCAUCGAUUCACAUACAAAUCUUCGAUCUACAUUCCCCAUAUCUCUCCAGCUUACUUAAGCCUUUGAACAUCAACACCACUACAUCUCUACUAAACAUCCUCUACAAUGGCCGCCAUGACUGAGUCUCGCCAACAAGUCUACGUCUCCGAUGGCUUCUCUGAGCCCAUGAGCGCUCAGCACAACUUUGCCAACCACUUUGACCUCAACGACCCGGACCGAGCCAUGUCUGAGUACCAAAGGAUCAUGCACGAGCACACCAAGCGCCAGCUCACCACUGCCACCGACUCGGCCCGCCGACGGAGUGGAGCCUCUUCAUCCAACGACUCCGUCCGCUCCAACAGCUCAUAAUCACCGUCGUCAAUAAUUCUCGACGACUUUCUAUUCAAGCGUCCGCGACGCCUUGUACAUUAGCGAUACAUGGCCCAAGAUUAUUGCUUGGUUCCAUUUCAUGAGAGCGGUUGGCGUUUGGGUUUCAUAGUCAGCAUAUGCCAUUGGCAUGCACGGAACGGUGUUGAACGACUUAGCGGUUAUCUUUGUUUACAAACAAUCAAUUGUCUCAUCAAGCGGACCUUCCGUCAA